ACCAUCUUUUUCACAUUUGAUUAAAGUUAAAGUUAAUUCUGAAACUUCAUUUUCAUUUUCUGUAAUAUUUUCAAGUCACAAAAUCAAUGGCAUCAAGGAAAGUCUACAAGGAAGACAGAGCAGAAGCAGCUGCAAAGCUAGCUGCAAAAGACAUUGGUGACAUAAACAGAACAAACGAAAGAGAAGAAGGUUACUCACUUAAUUCUGAAACACAGUUUAAACAAGCAAGAGCUGAAGCAGCUGCAAAACUUGCUGCUAAAGAUCUUGAAGAUGUUAACAGAGCAAAAGAAAGUGCAUUUAGUUCUGCAACAGGAUAUUAUCAACAAGAAGAGAAACCAGGUGUUAUUGGUUCUGUAGGUUCAAUGUUGAAAGCUGCUAAAGAUGCUGUAGUUGGUAAGAGUUACGAAGCUGGUGAAAAAGCUAGGGAUACUACAGAUUAUGCAGCUCAGAAAACAAAAGAGAAUACAAACUAUGCUGCAGAGAAAGCGAGGGAAGCGAAAGACACUACUGCGAAUAAAGCAGGGGAGUAUACAAACUAUGCUGCAGAGAAAGCGAGGGAAGCUAAAGACACUACUGCGAAUAAAGCAGGGGAGUAUACAAACUAUGCUGCAGAGAAGGCUAAGGAGGCGAAAGAUGCAACUGUUCAGAAAGCUGGAGAGUGCAAGGAUUAUGCUGCAGAGAAGGCUAAGGAGGCGAAAGAUGCGACGAUGCAGAAGGCUGGAGAAGCGAAGGAUGCUACAAUGAAUAAGGCUGGGGAGUAUAAGGAUUAUACUGCUGAAAAGGCUAAAGAAGGGAAAGAUACUACUGUGGGGAAGCUUGGAGAGUUUAAGGAUUCAGUUAUGGGUUUCUUGACUGGGAAGAAAGAUGAAACUAAGGAAAUGAUGAGUGGAACGGAAGAAGAUGAGAGGAUGGGAAUGGGUGAUUUAAGGAUGGGAGGAAGAGGAGGGAUGGGUAGAGAGAAAGUGGUGGUGAAGGUGGAUGAGAGUAGGCCAGGAGUGGUGGCGGAUGGGCUGAGAGCAGCAGCAGGAAUGGAUAAGGGUGAUACAGGACAUUUGGAGGAAGAAGGCACCAUUCAUGUUGAGCGUCGUCGUGAGAAAAUGUGAUCAUCAUCAUCAUAAUAAUAAGCAAUAUAUUAUAUGCAAUGUUGUUGCUGUUAUGUACUCAUGUGACUGCUAGAUGAUCACUGGUUUUUUUGUAAACAUAAUGUGUUUUGUAAUAAUAAUAUUUUGUGUUGGUUAC
This is a messenger RNA of Trifolium pratense (red clover), 1239 nucleotides long. RefSeq names its product embryonic protein DC-8-like. The record is from RefSeq and is a predicted model, not a curated record. Lineage: Eukaryota; Viridiplantae; Streptophyta; Magnoliopsida; Fabales; Fabaceae. The coding region runs from base 87 to 1103 and encodes 338 amino acids. The transcript is spliced from 2 exons.